This is a messenger RNA of Notolabrus celidotus (New Zealand spotty), 10670 nucleotides long. RefSeq names its product proline-rich coiled-coil 2C (gene prrc2c). The record is from RefSeq and is a predicted model, not a curated record. The coding region runs from base 415 to 9174 and encodes 2919 amino acids. Gene Ontology annotation, biological process: cell differentiation. The transcript has 34 exons. NCBI's taxonomy places the organism in Eukaryota, Metazoa, Chordata, Actinopteri, Labriformes, Labridae.
UGGCAACCGCACGCCGCCAUCUUUGAUUGUGCGACAGGCCGCGGCGCGAGCGGGGCCUCACUCAACAAGAGAAACGGUCUGACACGAGAUACCGGGAGAGGAGAGACACGGAGACACGGGACUACCGGACAGGAGCUCCCGCAGGACCGGCCGAACACACACAGAGCGAGCGGCGCCGAACCCCCGGCGGAGGAGACGUUAAAGAGCCGUUGCAUGCGGAGAGAGAAGCUAACCGCCGUUAGCUUGUUAGCACACCAGCUUUUGUAAUCCGCCGGCCAGACUCUCUACACAGAACCGGGACCAAACCGGAUCAGAGCCGGACCACACAGAAGCAGAAAGAACCGAGGAGACAGCGGCAGGAGGCUGGUUCUGAGGGCGAGGCCAAAGGACCAGACUCAAUGAGUUUCCAGCGAAAUGUCCGAGAAGUCAGGGCAGAGCACCAAGGCAAAGGAUGGCAAAACAAAGUAUGCGACCCUUAGCCUCUUCAACACCUACAAGGGCAAAUCUCUGGAAACCCAGAAAACUGCAGUGGCUGCCAGACAUGGGCUCCAGAGUUUGGGCAAAGUUGCUGUCAGCAGGCGCAUGCCCCCUCCGGCCAACCUGCCCAGCCUGAAAGCCGAGAACAAGGGAAACGACCCCAACGUUAACAUCGUCCCCAAAGACGGAAGUGGCUGGGCCUCUCGACCUGAGGCUGGGGAAGAGAGGCAACAGGAGACGCCCCCACCACAAGUCAAACCAGUGGUUGUCCAGCCGCCAGAGCCGACUGUCGGGGUCAGUCGCUCUUGGGCCAACAGCAAGCAGACACAGCUUGACGGAGCUCCUCGGGUGAGCAGCCAUUUUCAUCAGGAGUUUCCCAGCCUGCAGGCAGCAGGUGAGACAGAGAAGGGGGAAGGCCAGGAAGAGGAGCCUUAUGGCCCUGGACCGAGUCUCAGACCACAAAAUGUUGGCAGUUGGCGCGAAGGUGGAGGCAGAAAUUUGAACACAGCACCCAGCCCCCCUGAGAUGGACAGCAGGGCUGGGGAAGAGGGCACAAGUCUGGGUACCUCGACACCACCAGGGGAAGCAGAGGAACCAGGGCGAGCUGCAUCUGUUGAUGCUCAGAGGGAGAAGAGGGAGGGCAGGGAGAGGCUGCCCCCCUCUGGACCCCCUCAGCCUAAACUCAAUGGGGGGCAGCAGCCUCCAGGGGGGGUGCCCACGCACUUUGACCCUGCUUUCAGGAGCAUGAUGCCACCUUACAUGUUUCAUGCAUAUCCUCAGAUGACCUUUGGCCCGGGGCAAGGAAACUUCAGAUACCCUGUACCACAAGAUGGAGCCAAGGCAUGCAGGGGUCCUCGUCCAGGACGGCCGCAGCAGGCUCCCCCUCAGGCGUGGCUCCAGGACCCUGACAGACCCUCCAUCGUCAGCGCGACUGAACUGAAGGAGCUCGACAACUUAGACACUGAGGCUGACGAGGGCUGGGCAGGAGCUCAGAUGGAGGUGGACUACACGGAGAAACUGAACUUCAGCGACGAUGAGGAGAACCAAGCUGCUAAAGAGAAACGAGAAAACUGGGAGUGGAUGGGUAAAGUGGAGCGUAUGAGACCUCGUCCACCAGACGGUCAGGAGGUCUGGAAGGACGGCUCUGAGGACCUCGGGGUCGGGAAAUCCUCCUGGGCUGAAGGUGUUGAUCCCCGGGCACCAUCACCUGGCAGCAUGGGGCAGUACAAGUCAGCUGCUCCUCAGGACUUCCAGGCUGGCAGCCGUCCUGUUGGAAGCGGAGCUCCCCGUGGCGCUAAACCACAGGCUGCUACGGCAGCUCCUGCUGCUGAUGAAGACCCUGAGGCCUGGAGACAAAAACGCAAGAAGCCUGUGGAGGUUUCUGAAGCUGUGGAACGAGCAAGACGGCGGAGAGAGGAAGAGGAGCGGCGGAUGGAAGAACAGCGGCUUGCUGCUUGUGCUGAGAAACUCAAACGUCUGAACGAAAAACACCGACCAUCAGGUGAGGGCAAACCCGCCCCCGCUCAGAGCCCCACUGAUGAUGUAGGAGAUACCCGUGAGGAAACAUCCUCACCAGCUCCCGCUCCUGCAUCCAGUCCUGGACCUUCAAUUCCAGCUCCACCAUCGCCGGCCCCCAUUAUGCCGGCUCCUCUGCCUGAGAGGGUGGAGCAAGAGAUAACAGAACCUAGUGUGGAGGAGGAGGAGGUUCAUCUGCCCCCUGAGCCCAGCCCCCCCAUCCACAGACCUGUGACCAGCGCCCCAGAACCUCAGAGCGAGGGAGAGGGCUCUGUGGGUGAGGUCGGCCCCCUGAUGGAGGAGGACCAGACUACAGUGCCUAUCAGAGACUAUUUCAACAUGGAGGACAGCAGAGUGGAUGAGCCCCACCUGUCCCUGCCUCACAUGGAUCCCCCUGGUGGCGAGGACGUCCCUGUGGCUCCCCCGCAGCUGGAAGGAGAAGCAGCUGCAGCGAUGCGUCCUUCUCUCACCUCAGGAUAUUCCAAACAGUUUCAAAAGUCUCUGCCUCCUCGUUUCCUCAGACAGCAGGAGCAGAUGAAGCAGCAGCAGUGGCAGCAGCAGCAGCAGGGUGGAGGCUCCAUGUCCCCAUCAGGGGCCGGAGGAGUUCCAGCCUCCCAGCAGCAGCAGCAGCAGCAGCAGCAGCAGCAGCACCGCUCCAUGUAUCAGCCCAUGGGCCCGCACCACCAGCAUCUGGCCUCCAUGGGGUUUGACCCACGCUGGCUCAUGAUGCAGUCCUACAUGGACCCCCGCAUGAUGUCAGGACGCCCCCCUAUGGACAUGCCGACCAACAUCCACCAAGGGAGGAUGCCUCCAAAGCAGAUUGUGCGCAGAGAGCCAGGUGAUAACUCCAGCUCCAGCUCUGACUCCUUUGACCACCUGACCAGACCAAUACGAGACCACGGCCUGUCCUCAGACUCUCGGAUGGUGUGGGGAUCAGACCCUUACCCACAGUCUGAGCCGUUACCAUCUGUGACUCCUCCAAAAGGUCGGGAUGAGAACAAAGAGCCCAGGAUGGACUCUUGCCUGGAUCUGGACCGGGGUCUGCCUCCUAUAUACGCCCAGGACCACAGUGCAUUGGACUCCCAUAAAAGUAACUUCUUCCAGGACCCUACAGAGACCCUGUCAGCUUUCACCCAGGGCCCAGAGAGUGCAGCAGGGCCUCUGGACAGGGUCCCUGUCAGCUCAAGUUUUGACCCUGAGGAGCCUGGCCUCCCCAGUGGAGAGGAGGUGGAAGCUCUGGGACAAGCAAUGCUCCAGAGGAGCGUCUCACAGGGCUCCAGCCAUUCCUUGAAGCUGGACGAGCCCCGGUUUGAGGGUCUCCCCUUAGGGACAAAAACACUUGAGCUCCAGGACACAGAGAGGGCUGAGGAUAAGCCCCAGACUGAACUCUACCCCCAAGCAGCAGUGACCAGCAACAGGGCUACACCUCCUGCUGAUGGAUUACACAAACAAGAGAAGCUUCCUUUGCCAGCACCAAGCAAGCAGAAAGCAGAGCUGCGCUGGGGGGGCAGAUCAGGGGUCGGGCGAAGAGAAGGACCAGGAGGAGAGCGGCCUCUCCGCAGGUCUGGGCCCAUCAAGAAGCCUGUCCUGAGGGACAUGAAGGAAGAGAGAGAGCAAAGAGAAGAGCGGGAGAAGCGUCACGAGAGGGGCGAUAGAGGAGACCGGCCCAAGAAAGAUCAGUCAUCCAAAGCCCUGUCUGCAGCUGCUGCUGUGUCAGAGGGAUCCAGACCUCAGGGGGAGGGCAAGAGAGAAACCGCAGAGGCUGAGGAGACACCGAGUGGACAUCAGAGAGCCAGAGACUCUCAGCCUUCUUCUGGAGUUCCCACCUCAUCCUCCCAGGAGGAGAAAACGGACAAACUACCGAGCAAUGAUAAACACCCAGAACCCAAACUGCCCUCCAGGAAAGAAUCCAACCUCCCUCCACGAGGCUACCGCCGAGAGGAGAGGGAGAGAGAGCGGGACCGAGAGCGGGAUCGAGACCGAGACAGAGAUGGGGUUCGGGACAGAGACAGAGAGGGGGUUCGGGAUCGAGACCGAGACAGAGACCGAGACCGAGACCGAGACCGGGAUGGGGUUCGGGAUCGGGAUGGGGUUCGGGAUCGGGACCGGGAUUUGGGCAGAGAGAGGGAGAAGGAAAUGGACAAGGACAGAGAAUGGCCAGGAGACUCUAAUUUUAAAGGACGGGGUCGUGGGGAGUACUACUCCAGAGGGCGGAGCUACAGAGGAACUUACAGUGGCCGAAGCAGGGGGAGUCGUGGUCGUAGCCGGCCCGACUAUCCUUACAGGGAGCCCAGAUCGCGCUCUGAUUUACCGUCUGCAGGGGGCGCUGCAGCUUUUAGGAACAGGGAGGAGAGUGAGACACGCAGCGAGAGUUCAGACUUUGAGGUUAUUCCUAAACGCAGACGGAGGCGAGGUUCAGACACAGACUCUGAGAGCGAGGGUGGGAGGGAGUCUGCCAGUGACACCGGACCCUCUGACAGGGAGCCUAGCACCAAACCAAGCCGUCCACUGAGACGAGAGCUCCCUGGGGAGGCCCGCUCUGGGCCCCACAAACCGGGCUUUGGACCUCCUCACAUGGGAGAAAAGGGCGGGAUCAGAGGGGACGAUGACAGCAGGCCAAAGCCUGGGUUCCUCCCUAAAGGAGAGCCUUCAAGGAGAGGAAGAGGAGGACUGUAUAGCAGACGAGGAGGAGCCAGGGAGCGCGGUGGCCCCCGCUCAGCCCCUCUCAGACGGCCCCCUCGAGAGUCCUCCUCACAGUGGCCCUCUAAACCUAUGGAGACAUUCAGACCUGAGGAUGCAGAGUCCGCUCCAAGAUAUGACAAUCACCCUGGAGACAGACGGCCCAAACCUGAUGGAAAGAAAUUUGGGGAGGGGGGUCCUCAGAGUAGUAGAGAAAGGCCUCGUCGAUCCAGACCAGCACGGCCUCCCAGGCAAGACAAACCCCCUCGCUUUAGACGCUUGAAAGAGCGGGAGGCUGCAGUGUUAGCUAGUGGGGAGACAGCUCCAAGUCCCCCGGUCCCACUUCUCCCAGUGCCUGCUGCUGCCCUCCCCAGCUCUGCCCCCACCCAAGUCUCCCUGUCCCCGACCCUGUCCAGAGCUCCAGGGACCCCUCUAACUGUGCCUGCAGAGGUGGCAGCCUCCAUGCCUGCCCCUGACCUGCCCUCUACUUUAGAAGCCUCCUUGCCUGAGUCCAGCAGCCCCCCCAUCACGGCUGUGGGUACCAAGUCCCCCGACCUGUCCAAUCAGAACUCCUCCGAUCAAGCCAACGAGGAGUGGGAGACCGCCUCAGAGAGCAGCGACUUCAACGAAAGGAGAGAGCGAGAGGAGAGGAAAGGAGCUCAGGAGGCUGAUAAGGAAGCAGCCACUGCCUCUGCCCCCCCACCUGCCCCCCCUCAGGGCUCUCUGACCCCCAACAAAAGUUCUCCUGACGGAGGGGUGACCCCGAAACGUGAAGGGGCUCCUGCAGCCAAGAGGAGUUUUUCAAGCCAGAGGCCGACGGAGAGACAGAACCGGAGAGGAAACAGUGGCGGCAAACCAGGCCGGAGCUACACAGGGGGGAAGGGGGAGAGGAGGGGCGGGGCUAAAGCUGGCCGCAAAGGCCCUGCAGCUCAGCAGAACCCAGAUGGGACACAAUCAGCAGCUGGAGGAGCAGCUCAGAGGUCUGCUAAAGAUCAGCCUACUCGCCGCAAAGACGAGGCCAAACAGGCCACCAAGAAGCCCAAAGAGAACGCGCUCUCCCAGUUUGACCUCAAUAAUUACGCCAGUGUUGUGAUCAUUGAUGAUCACCCGGAGGUGACCACCACAGAGGACCUUCAGUCCAGCACCAACGAUGACGGCUUCACGGAGGUCGUCUCACGCAAGCAACAGAAACGCCUGCAGGACGAAGAGAAGAGGAAAAAGGAGGAGCAGACCACUCAGAACUGGAGUAAAAAGGGCUCUGGUGAGAAGGGCAGAGGUGGAGGAGGAAAGCUGCCUCCAAGAUUUGCUAAAAAGCAAUCAUCACAGCAACAACAACAACAGCAACAACAACAGCAGCAGCAACAACAGCAGCAGCAGCAACAACAACAGCAACAACAACAACAGGCGCAGCAGCAGCAGGCGGCAGCCCAGUCCCAGCCCCCUGUGACCCCUGCCCCACAAACCCAACCACCGCCCCCCAUCUCUGCCCCUCAGCAUCCUCACAUGCCCCCCUCACAGCCAGCUGCAGCCCCGCAGACUCUGGAGGGAGCCGUGCCUCCGAUGCCCUCCAUCCCUCCCCCCACUGUGGACUUCACCUCAAAGAGCCUUCUCCCCGCCCCCACGCCGGCACACAGCACUCUGGGUACAGAGCUGUGGGAGAACAAGGUGGCCGGGGCCGCCGUGCUGCCUGACAUCAAAAAACUCGGUCCGAUCAGCCCUCCUCAGCCUCCGUCAGUUAGCGCCUGGAACAAACCUCUUACCUCCUUCACCGGCACCAUCUCCUCUGAGGGUGUGAAGUCGGGGUCAGAGGUCGGUGUUGUAGAUCUGGGAAUAGACAGUAUCCAGUUUGGAGCUCCGUCGUCUGCAGGCAGCACCGACAGCGAUGGAGUCCCGGCGCUGCUGGACAGCGGCUCUGAAAACAAACUACCUGCUCCCAAAGAACAGAGACAGAAACAACCUCGAGCUGGACCAAUCAAAACUCAGAAGCUUCCUGACAUAGAACCAGUGGAAACCAAGGAGUACAAACCGGGUCCCAUCGGAAAGGAGCGCUCUCUGAAGAACCGCAAGGCCAAAGACGCCCGAGGAGGAGAAGUGGAGGGGAUGGAGGGUGGAGUCCCAGGAGGAGGCGUCAGCAGAACCACAGACUCCAGUCCACCCACUAGUGACACCACAGUACCCGAGCUGGUUGGAGACAUCGAAGGCAUGAUCACCGUCCCCUCCGCAGACUACAGCAGUAACUCAAAGGAGUUGGUCACAGACUACACAACGCCCUCCUCCUCGCUGGCUGACAGCGUUCCUACAGUAGGGAACAAGAUGGAGGAGAGUUUGGUGGCGAAUGUGGCUCUCCCUCACUCGCUGCCUCUCCCUCGCAGAGAGACGCUGCAGCAGAGCUCCACCCUCAGCACCGUCUCUCCUGCCACCGUGGACCUGACACUAAAGAUGGAAUCUGCUCGUAAAGCAUGGGAGAACUCACCCAGUCUGGAGAAGAACUCUCCAGUCACCUCCUCUUCCUCCCCCAUCACCUCGUGUGCAUCCUCCUACUCCACCUUUUCCCAGGCCUCCAUGCCUCAGAUCCCUGUGGCUUCCGUCACCCCCAGUACCUCACUGUCAGCAGGCUCUGGUACCUACACCACGUCCUCCCUCAGCACCAAGACCACCACAGCCUCCGACCCGCCUAACAUCUGUAAGGUGAAGCCUCAGCAGCUGCAGGGUGGCGGUCUGUCCUCCAGCAGUAGCAGCAGCAGCAGCAGCUUCUCUCAGCUGGGCUGUGUGCCCCCUCUCCUGCCCCAGCAGCAGCAGACCCCCCAGGUGUACGUCUCUCAGUCUGCAGCAGGUUCUGCAGCUCAGAUUCCUGCCUUCUACAUGGACACUAGUCACCUCUUCAGCACCCCUCACCCUCGCCUGGCUCCUCCCUCUCUGGCCCAGCAGCAGGGCUUCCAGCCGGGCCUGUCGCAGCCGACAGCGGUGCAGCAGAUCCCAAUCCCCAUCUAUGCCCCCCUGCAGGGCCAACCGCAGCACCAACACACACACCAGGCUCAGCUGGGACUCAGCACGGGUCCUCCAGUGUCCCAGCCCCAGGACCUGUUCAGCUCCUCUUUGCAGCCUUACAGGUCCCAGCAGGCCUUCAUGCAGAGCAGCCUCUCUCAGCCCUCCAUGAUGCUGUCAGGACCCUCGCUGCACAGCUACCCCGGCGUGCAGGGCCCCGAGCUGGGCAAGCCUCAGUCUAACCUGGCCUAUCAGCAGGCCUCCUCUACGCAGCACAUCCCCAUCCUGUUUGAGCCGCAGCUCAACCAGCCUUCAGGCAUGGGGGCCUCCCAGCUCAUCGACACUCACCUGCUGCAGGCUCGACAGGGGAUGAACCAGCACUCGAACAUUUACUCCGGACAGGUGCAGCAACAUGGGCAGAGUAGUUACUAUAGCAACACUCAGUCACCCAGCUCUGCCAUGCAACAGGUGACCGUCCCGAUGCCCAGCUCUCAGCUGUCUCUGCCAAACUUCGGCUCUGGUGGAGGUCAGCCUCUCCUGGCUCUGCCCCCGACUCCUCCCCAGGUUCAGCCUCCCAACAUCAACAGGCAGCCUCCAGUGUCUCAGCCGUACCGAGGAAUCAUGGGCCCAAACCACAGCAUGAUGCAGCCCCCCAACAAGAUGGACAUGGACCUGAAGCUGUUUGGCAGUGGGAUGGAUGUGAAGCCUGGAACUCCUCCUGUGGGUGCCAGGAGCACAACCCCCACCUCCAGCCCCUACAGGUACAACUACAGGGCGAGCUCCACGUCUCCCAGCAGUCAGUCCAGUAAGAUGAACAGCAUGUUGUACCAGAAGCAGUUUAACCCAAACUCUGCAGGCAUGAGGAUGGCUCAGCACUUCCCCGGCCAGUUCAACCCACAGAUUCUGUCUCAGCCCAACAUGGUGUCUCCGCUGGUUCGACCUCCUCACGCGAACUCGUUUCCUGGGGGCGUUCAGCGCUCUCCGAUGGGCCCUCCCAUGUCGGCUAAUGUGGGCGGCGGCCUCAUGCCCCACCCCCGAGUCCAGCACCAACAGCACCAACAGCACCAACAACACCAACAACACCAACAGCACCAACAGCACCAACAGCACCAACUUCAACAACACCAACAACACCAACAACACCAACAACACCAACAACACCAACAGCACCAACAGCACCCGCAGCACAGCCAGCACCCUCCUCGAGGACCUCCGGGUCCCCCUCUCGGACCCCGGGGUACACAUGCGUCUCUGAAGGCUGAACAGGACCUGAAGGCGAAGCAGCGUGCCGAGGUGCUGCAGUCCACUCAUAAGUUCUUUUCCGAGCAGCAGCAGCAGCAGCUCAAAGCCCCCCAGGUCAGCAAAGUGGGGGUCCAGCCCCCCCUGGACACCUCGGCCCCAAACCACCAGGCGGCAGUAGAGCGUCCGGAUUCUGACAAACCCCCCGUCUCUGCGGCCAAACCCAUACGGACCGGCCCCAUUAAACCGCAGGCCAUCAAACCAGAAGAGGGCAAGUAGAGAGCAGCCCCGCCCUCUUCAGACGACGAUGUGCACGAUGGAAGAGAGGAGGAGAGAGAGUCCGCCCCAUCACUCUGUCACCGCCUCAUAUCAGCCCCGAGGGAGGGGGGGCAGAGCGGGGGAGGAGGGUGGUCACUGAGAGUGGGGCUCUGGCCUCGUCUUUCUCCCCCCUCGUCCCCCCACAGGGGGAGGGGCCUUUCAGUUGGAUUCUUCCAUCAUUUUAAAACGGCUGCACGAGCUGUUCAUAAAGUCUACAGACGGUAGAUCAGAGAGCUGGAGGAGAAAAAGAGAUUUGCUGCUGAGUUUGCCAUUUUUAUAGAUUUGUGUUCUUUGUUUUAUUUCCGAUAGAUCUCAUGUUAGAGGAGGGAGAACCAAUCAGUUUGUUUUUUAGUCAGAACAAUCUUGUUAAGGAGACGUCACUUUCUGUUCUCCAUCACUAAUCCAGAGGUUUGUGCGUCUCCUCACUCACUCAACGGUUUGAUCCACGGUUUCCUCACAGAGACAUGAAAUUACAAACUCUGUCCUCGUUUUGUUUUCACUUUGAUUUCAGAAUGGAAAUGUGAAAAAUUGCAGCGUUCAAUUGACUUUACUGAUUGAUUUUUGAUUAGUCUGCCUGUGAGCCUUCGCUCCUGCCUUCUGCUCUCAUCUCCUGCCUGAGAUUACUCACGUGUGUGCGUGUGGGCUGUGUGUGUGGGUGUGUGUGUGUGGGGGUGUGUGUUUGUAGCUGGACCCUCCUGUAUAUUUAGCCAAAGGUUGACGCAGAGCAGACGCCGUCACAGCGCUGUGCGAGUAAUGAGUGGAUUAAAAGGAUGAGCACUCCUUACAGCUGUCACACACCCCGUCACUGCUUACACACCUUCCUGGCUAUCACGCCAACACACCCACACACACACACACACCCACACACACACACACACACUUCACUGUAAAGCACCCAGACCUGCUGCUAUGACUGAUCAGUGCCCUUGGCUAGCGUUAGCAGGAUAGGGCUAAUUAGAGGAACAGAGAGUGCGAGGAGCCGAAACAGUAAAAUCUGUGAGUGUGUGUCGCUCCUCAGGGCGAGAGCUCAGAUGAAGGAGAGAAGAUGAGUGAGAAGAAGCCUGAUGUUUGUGUCCGAGCAGAGGACACGAGUUGAUUUGUUGUCUUUUACUGAUGAGAGCGAUCAGUGCUGUUUCCUGUCUCUGCCUCACCUCCGCCGGCUCACCGCCCGCCGCCCGCCCGCCCACAGUGCUUUCAUCUGGGAUUGUGGUGAAAGGGGUCCUUCAGAUAUGUACAGUAGUGAGCACCCUGAGGUGAGGGGGGAGGCCUCCUCACCUCUAACCUAGCUGGGGAAGAGUCCUUGCUUUGGAGGGUGGAUGAGGGAGGGAGGGGGAUGAUUUUUUUCUUUUUGUUUCGUUGAACUUGUACAGGGGUUUCAUCGCUGUAUUAAAGUAUGUACGGUCUUAUUUACAUUCUCUCGGUUUGGUUACAGAAACUAAUAAAAAUAAUAUACUGUU